Triticum dicoccoides is the source of this 1664-nucleotide messenger RNA. Its product is annotated as dynamin-related protein 1A-like. Gene Ontology annotation, cellular component: microtubule; cytoplasm; membrane. The coding region runs from base 36 to 1628 and encodes 530 amino acids. The transcript is spliced from 12 exons. The record is from RefSeq and is a predicted model, not a curated record. Gene Ontology annotation, molecular function: microtubule binding; GTP binding; GTPase activity. Lineage: Eukaryota; Viridiplantae; Streptophyta; Magnoliopsida; Poales; Poaceae.
CUCAGCGCCGCCUCCUCCACCCGAUCAGGUCAGGUAUGGCGCCGGCGGCGAUGGAGGACCUGAACUCCAUCGUCAACAAGAUGCAGCUGGCCUGCACCCUCGCCGAUAACGGCGUGGGGAGCGCCCUCCCGACCGACUGGGACGAGCUGCCCUUCAUCGCCUUCGUGGGAGCCCAGGGUUCCGGCAAGUCAUCAGUGCUUGAGGCUAUUGUUGGAAAGGAUUUCCUACCCAGGGGUCCAGGCAUUGCAACCCGCCGCCCUUUGAUUGUGCAUCUAUUUAAAACUGAAGAAGGAACAGAAUAUGCAAAGUUCUUGCAUCAACCCGACAAAAUGUACGAAGAUUUUGCUGAAGUCGGUAUGGAGAUAGCUGAUGAUACUGACAGAGAAACCGGCUCUCCCUAUGGAAUAUCAUCUGUCCCCAUCCGUUUAAGCAUAUUUUCCCCAAAUGUUGUGAAUGUGACUCUAAUUGAUCUUCCUGGGCUUACAAAAAUUGUUGUUGACGACCAGUCAGACAGUAUAGUUCAGGAAAUUGAAAACAUGGUUCGAGCAUUCAUCGAAAAGCCCAAUUGUAUCAUUCUCACCAUUUCUCCAGCCAACCAGGAUCUUUCAAAUUCUGAAACAGUCAAUAUUUCACGGGAAGUUGACCCAAAAGGUGAAAGAACAUUUCGUGUGCUCACUAAAAUUGAUCUGAUGGAGAACCGAGCAAGUGUUGUUGAUAUACUGGAAGAAAGAUCUUGCCGGUUCCACAUUCCAUGGGUUGGUGUUGUCAACCGAUCCCAGAAAGACAUUAACAACAACAUGGACAUGAUUUCUGCCAGGCGUAGAGAGCGUGACUAUUUUGGUAACACACCAGAAUACAAGCAUCUCGCUCAUAGAAUGGGAUCAGAACAUUUGGUCAGAAGUUUGGGAAAGCAUUUGGAAUCUUAUAUUAAAACAAGAGUAGGUGGUUAUAUGUUCACUAAAAGUUCCAUCAAAUCUACAGUGAGAAAGAAAAACUGGCUGCAAGGCUAUACACUCAGAGCCUAUGGUACAUUUCCCACAUACCACAUAGGUACGGAAGGCGGGCCACAUGAUAUGUACUUUGAAUGCACAGUGCACGUGCAGGACCGCAAGUUCAUUUCAGCAAUGCUUCACCGCCGUCGCAAAGAUGCGGAGGAGGACGCUGCGGAUGUUGCCUACACAGCAUUGAUGGGAAAUGAGACGCUGGAGACUUUACUUGGGCUGCUUAACAAGGAUACAAUAUGCAAGGUUGGCCUUCUGCUACAAUACGCACGCAAAAAGAAGGUUGCAGACCCAGUAUAUGUGUCGUCCUCCUCCAAGGUGGCUGUAGAGAGCCAGAGGACACUUUGGCUUUCCACAGUUGUCUUGGAAGACAAGACUUAUAUCGGGGAGGUUGCAAAUACAAAGCGCCUAUCAAUUCAGAAAGUUGCUUCCGCAGUCGCGUCCUCGAUGCUGGAGGUUGGAGAUGACUUGAUGAUCCAGUUGCUUCUUGCCAAGAGGCUCAAGACCGAGGUGCCCAGAAGAAAGAGAGACCGAGGUGCCCAGGAAGAAGAAGAUAGAUUGUACUCCCCCUGGUCUUUUUUACUCCGCAUAUUAGAUUUGUGUCAAGUCAAACUUUGUAAAGUUUGACCAAUAUAUAUUAAGAAAAUAUGAACCUCUAAAAUA